This is a messenger RNA of Coffea arabica (coffee), 663 nucleotides long. The record is from RefSeq and is a predicted model, not a curated record. NCBI's taxonomy places the organism in Eukaryota, Viridiplantae, Streptophyta, Magnoliopsida, Gentianales, Rubiaceae.
AUGAGUUGUGGUGAAAAUGAUGACAUAGGUGUUCAAAAAGGACUAAAGAAGCUAGCAAUCAAUGACCAUGACUCUGCCUCACCAGAAACUAAUUCAAAGGAUAAUGAUGCUCAGAAGAAAGUGACUCGUGGUGGCAAAGUGAAGCAGACUGCCCAAAGAAAAUUAGUUACUCCAACUCCUGAAUCAUCUGCUGAACAAAUGGAAGGGCAGAUCUCUGAAGGGAACAUUGCUGGUGGAAAUGAGGAACCAGAGCAGGCUACCCAAGGUGAUGAAACUGUCACAAGGAAGUCUCCAAGGACAAGGAUUAAGACUCAAAAUGUUGGUGCAUCUGCCACUCAAACCUCUAAAGGGACACGUUCUGGGAAGAAUCCAGUAUCUCAGCCUGCACCUGAACCCGUUCCUCUACCAAAGAAUCUUCUUGUGCCCCCUAUACCUAAGACAAAUGAGACUGCUCAUCAGAAAGAACCAAGAUCUGAGCCCACAAGGCCAACUACUGGUAAUGAGACCACACCAGCUUCCAGUUCUCAGCCCAAGGAUAAAGGCAAGGCUCCAGUAACUGAGGAAGCAUUUGAAGAUGAUGAUGAAGAAACUGAGGAAGAAGAGGACCCUGAACAGUACCGUCUGACCAGGAGGAGGCCUGGAUCAUCUAAGAUUACCAUCUAG